AUGGAUUAUUUAAAAUUCCUAUUUGUAUCUAUUGUUUUUAUUAAUAUUUGUGAUGUUGAUGCAAGACAGUUUAGAGUAACUGAUCAAGUUUAUUUUGAUAUCGAAAGUGAAGACAAAUCACUGGGUCGGAUUGUAAUUGGUUUAUUUGGUGAUUUGGCACCCAAAGCUGUUGAGAAUUUUAAAGUUUUGGCAACAAAAGGUAUUCAAGGAAAGUCAUAUAAAGGAACAUCUUUUAACCGCAUCAUUAAAAGGUUUAUGGUACAAGGAGGAGAUGUGGUAUCUGAUGACGGUUUGGGGUCCAUAAGUAUCUAUGGAGAAACAUUUCCAGACGAAAACUUAGAUACUGAGCAUAGUGUUGCAGGCUUUGUUUCCAUGGCUAAUAAAGGUAAAAAUACAAAUGGAUGUCAGUUCAUAAUAACUACAACAGGUACUCCAUGGUUGGAUAAUCUACAUACAGUUAUAGGAAAGGUAAUUGAUGGUCAGAAUAUAGUACAUUUAGUGGAGCACACACCCACAGAUGUGGAGGAUCGGCCUACAAAACGUGUUUAUAUAUCUGACAGUGGAAUAAUAUCAACACCCCAACCUUUUUAUAUAUCAGAUGAUCCAUAUGAUCUAUGGGCUUGGAUUAGAGCCUCUGCAGUACCACUGACCAUGUCCUUUUCCAUUUUAGGAUUCUUCCAUUGGAUGAUGAGAAAAAUGGAAAUAUAA
Molecule: messenger RNA, 708 nt
Organism: Chilo suppressalis (striped riceborer)
Lineage: Eukaryota; Metazoa; Arthropoda; Insecta; Lepidoptera; Crambidae
Source: the annotation of a GenBank genome assembly